CACUUUUCCAUCGGAUUUUUGCGGCCUCUCAGUCUGACUCGCCUAGUCGCGUGCUGUGCAUCCGACCUCUGCACGGAGGGGGAGAGGACUUCUUUUGCGGUCUGAAGGCGCUCUUCUCCGGAUGGGAAGUUUCGUUUUUGACUUACCUCUGUCUCCGUCGAGAACAGCGCUUCGCUUCUGCCACAAUUUUCUCGCUGGAAACUGCCUUCUGCUCUGUCAAAAGAGGCCUACACACCCCCCACGGUUGCAGAGAUAUCAAACGCGGCUGUAUAGAGAAGCUCUCGUUUGGCGCAUUGGCCUCUCCUUUCUCUCUGCUUUGACACGGAGUUUUCUUGUCUUUGACGUGGCUUUUCGCUGCUUUGACACUGGCUGUUGCUCUCCGCACUCCGUCUCGAUGCCGGGUGCUUUACCGCGUCUUGACGGGGCCUGCAAAGACCGCGAGGCCUCUUGACUCGGAGAUCCUGUCGUUUUGGUGUCUUCUUUCCGUUCUGUCUCUUCUUCUUCGUCUCUCGCUUUCCCUGCUUUUCUUGUCUCUCUCCCCUCGCGUUCACGAGGAACCAUGGCUCUCCACACUGCAUGCACACCCUCGCCUCUGGGCGGCGCAGCUUCGGCUUCUCGCUCGUCGUCAGAGGCCGCGAAUUCCGCGGCUUCUCUCUCCGCCGUAUCUCCACGCGGCAGCGACUGGCGGCAAGGCGGCGCGCUGCAUGCGCCUUCGGGCUCUGUUCAGACAUUUCUUGCAUACGAAGUCUCUCGCGAGUGUCGCAUGACCAGCAAGGCAGAGAGAACGUCCUCGAGCACCCCGUUCUCCUCCGCUUCCUCUCCCACACACGCAGGGUCUCCGAAGGCGGGAGAGCACUGCUGCGCUGCCGAGAACUGUCGAGGCGUCGAGAGAAGAGAUCUCUCCCCAUCUUCUUUGCCCACAAGCCGCGGAGAGGUCUCGGCUUCCAGGAGAGAGCUCAACGGCGGAGAAGAAGAGAGCGAGGUCGCGGCGAAUGAGGAGGAACUUGCAGAAACUCUCUCGAAGGCGAAGGACAUCGUCGCGCGUCUCGCCGCAGCGCGCCUCGGUGUGGAGCCCGACGCGAAACUCCUGGAAGCCGAGGCGGUCGAAGUUGGGUCGACCAAUCGGAUGGUCCACGUGUGGAGCAGACGCGAUCCGAAAAAAUCUUGCGCCGUGAAGUUCUUCGGGAAGCACACAGGGAAGUACAUUUGCAGAGACAAAGAGCUCCGUCUGCUGCGGCUUCUGGGAGCGAAUGACGUGGGCAAGGAAAUCUUCGCAACUUUCGAGGAAGGCGGGGGCGGCUUAAUCGAGAGCUGGCUAGCAGGGUCGAGUCUGGAGCCCAGCGACCUUCACAGGGAGGCUGCGAAGAUUGCAAGCGAAAUGGCGCGCAUGCAUGCAAUCGAUGCAAAGCCGCAGUGUCUCUUGGUGUCUCCAACUUCAAGAGACUCUCGCGGCGAACCCGCGAUCGGCGAGGCGCUUGCAAGCCCAGAGGCAACCUCCGAUCUUUGGAAGCACUUGUUCAAAUUCCUCAAACUCUGCAAAGAAGAACAAGAGCGCGCGCGGCGCGGCGAGGACUCAGAGGCUUCUUCCGACGGCUGCGAAGAACCUGCGGACAGCCCCAAGCGAACUGUGUUUUCUCGGCGCAUUCUUCUGUUUGAUUUAAGAACUGUUGAAGAGCGCCUUCGAGAGCUGCAUGCGCUUGCGAGCGAGGUUCAGUCUCCCGUCGUCUUGUGUCACGGCGACCUCCUUUCUGGCAACAUCAUCAAGACGGACGAAGGAGAGGUGCGGUUCAUCGACUUUGACUACUCGGGAUUUAUGGAGCGCGGCUUCGACAUCGCGAACCACUUCGCGGAGUACUCAGGGGUCGAGUGCGACUUCAGCAGGUGCCCCUCGGAGGAGGAGCGGGACGCUUUUUUGCGAACGUAUCUGCGCGCUCUCCGCCGGCAGCGAGAGCGAAAGGCGAAGGCUGCAGCAGCCGAGACACAGGCCUCUGCCCAGCCUGCCCAGGAAGAAGAUCUCGAGGCAGAAGUCGCAGCUCUCCGACGCGAAAUCAAUGUCUUCUUUCCUCUCAGCAACAUUCUAUGGGGUUUAUGGGCUCUCAUCCAGGCUGUCCAUGUGAAGCCCCGAGAGAUGAAUUACUGGAGAUUCGCCUUCGAUCGACUGGCGGCGGCCGUCGUUCCACCAGUCCCGCAUUUGUCGUUCUGAAAGGUAGAUCGAAACUCAUAUUGAGAAGCGUCUUCUCUCACCCCCAUGCAGGCAACAACCGGGGCUCGGGGAAAGCGCCACUAGGAUCUAGAAAGUCGGCAAAGUGGAGACUCACUGGUCCCGAGUCUAUAUUUGAAACGCCGGCGCAGCGUAGGGACGAGGAGGGAAAACACGCGGGCGAAGAGAAAGAUGAAGAGAAACAAGAGAAAGAAGGAUCGGGACGUUUUUGUUUUUUUGAAAGUAAUUUGAAAUUGCUGCGCAGCCAGCAGCUGCGGCCCUUCUCAAGGCGCGGGGCAGCCCACGACCCAACGUCCCCUCUCUAGCGAGAACAAGUUUUUCCUGGAAAAGGUGAUCUGUUUUCCAGAGAGAAAACGACAUUCAUCUCCGAAAGAACUGCAUUUGCGGCAGACAGAACGAUUCUUUCUGCGGAAGACACCCUUUUUCUAGAGCGAGAAACAGGUCGAGAGGCUUGGCAGGUCGACGCUGCAGCCCGGAAAGGAGGAGCGCUACCUGUUGAAGAGUCUGGUUGUCUGCAUUCCCCCACCGUUGCUCCCGGUAGUGACGAGCAACGAACGGCAAUGAACUGGACCUGGAGACGACUUUUUUGUGCCGCAAGAAAGAAAGAUUUGCCCUUGUGAGAUGUGUCUCCUACGCUCUGUAUCACAUGUGGCGGUCGCGCACCCGCCAGGCUUUUGAAGUCUCUCUGGCCGUCUGAAGAAGGCGAAAGGCCGAGAGAGUUUCUCCGUCGAAGAAGGACCCGACGGAGUUAGGUUUUCAGAGACUCACGAAAGGCAAUGUGAGGACAGUGAAGCCUCUUCCAAGUGAAGGACGCAAAGUCAAGCUUGCUCUGAGGUGCCUGUGUAGAGUUUCUGAUAUUUCCAGGUCGACCGGACGGGAAGAAGAAACGUGUGUUUCGAGGGAAGAGACAAAAACGUGCUCUGUUCUCUUCUUUCGGAAGCACUUGUGGGGAAAGAGUCCAGAGAAGGCGUGUACAUCGAAAGUGAUGCAGGCAUGCAUGCGCCCCCCGCGCUCAGGGCGGCCGUCGCCCUCGCAUUUGUUCCGUGAGGGAGUUUGAGGGUUUAGAAUUUUCCGGUUUUCAGUUCGAGGCCUCUUUCUGUGUUGAAGCGCAGAGAUUCUCUUGGCGCUCUUCUCCAGCAUUGUGUGCUCGCGCCCUCUUGGAGGGCGGUACAUCACCUCCACACAUCCUCUGGCAUAGAUCCUGUUUCGACCGCCGUCUCUCCGCGAGAGAGCUGUGACUCAACGCAGGGACGCUCGUGCGUCUGAUGAACAACGGGUGCGUGUCUCAGUAGGCUUUUCGUUUCUGGGCAGUGAGGCGCGGCUGUGAAGCCACGAACCUCUUCAAGUGGCAGCGCGCGGAGAGGCGCGUUCAUGGAGACAACUGCGUGAGCAGGCGGUCGACGCGCUUUUGACUCGAC
Toxoplasma gondii ME49 is the source of this 3639-nucleotide messenger RNA. Its product is annotated as phosphotransferase enzyme family protein. Gene Ontology annotation, biological process: phosphatidylethanolamine biosynthetic process; phosphatidylcholine biosynthetic process. The transcript has 9 exons. Bases 560 to 2203 code for a protein of 547 amino acids. Lineage: Eukaryota; Apicomplexa; Conoidasida; Eucoccidiorida; Sarcocystidae. The record is from RefSeq and is a predicted model, not a curated record. Gene Ontology annotation, cellular component: cytoplasm. Gene Ontology annotation, molecular function: choline kinase activity; ethanolamine kinase activity.